This is a messenger RNA of Xyrauchen texanus (razorback sucker), 1460 nucleotides long. It is a transcript of the gene chlsn, whose product is annotated as PC4 and SFRS1-interacting protein. The transcript is spliced from 11 exons. Bases 52 to 1329 code for a protein of 425 amino acids. The record is from RefSeq and is a predicted model, not a curated record. Lineage: Eukaryota; Metazoa; Chordata; Actinopteri; Cypriniformes; Catostomidae.
UCAUCAAGCACGGACGUUUUCGUGGCGGAGUCCGACAACACAUUUGUUGCCAUGACGAAGAGUCGAGCUCUGGGACCCAAGUUUGAUUCUGUCAAGCAGAAGAAAAUCAAACCUGGUUUAGAUGAGAUCACAGAUGUACAAGAGGUGAAUGACAAGAAGAAGAAAAAGAAGAGAAAGUCUGACGAUGAGAAAUCUCAGGGGUGUGAACAUACAGGUAACAUAUCAGAAGAAAAUGCUCAGAUGAGACGAUCAACAGAGACACAUGAGGAAAAUGCAGAGAUCUGCAAACACAAGAGCAAGAAAAGAAAAACAAAGACAUGUGUUUGUGCAGAAGACAUCACAGAGAAACCACAGGACUCUGAACAGAUAUUGGACACGACCCGUGGACGGGAAGAUCACACAAGGAAUAAGAAAAGGAAACACAAGGACCCAUUAGUUGAUCUGGUGAGGCCACUGGAAGAUGAAAAUAACACACAAACAUCUGAAGUGAACAAUGGGAAAAGACAGAAGAAGAGUAAAUCUGGGGUACCUGAAACAAAUUCAUACACAAAUGGACAUCAUGAAGAAAAUACUCAGAAGAAGAAAAAGAAAUCUAAAGCGUGUGUUCCUGUAGAAGACAUCACAGAAGAGCCGCAGAAUUGUGAGCAGCCGGAGAACAUGACACAUGGACCGGAAGAUCACACAAAGAAAAAGAAAAGGAAGCACAAGGACUCUGAAGAAAAUGUUCCUAAAUCAAAUCUGGUGAACACAAAAGGAGCCAGAGACGAAACAAACACACAAACAACAGAAGAAAAAGCAGAGAUGAAGAGAAAAGGACGUAAAUCUGAGAGCUCUGGAGAUGCGAGCACCUCACUGAAGCGAGAACAUUCUGGAGUGGAGGAUGAGGAAGGCACAAAUGAAGAGGAAGAACUGGGUCCAGAGGAAAUACGAGUGCUGGAGAGGAAGAUGAAGAAGAUUCGGAAAAAGGAGGAGAACAAGAAACUGAGAGAAGAAGGCAAAAGCACAAAAACAGAGAAUGUCAUGACAAAUAUUGCAGAGAAGCAGGCGCUGGAAUACCUCACAUGCUGGUCUGAGAGAAAAGAGGAGUGGAGGUUUCAGAAAACCAGGCAGACGUGGUUACUGCAGCACAUGUAUGACGAUGUGAAGGUUCCUGAUGCUCAUUUCGAGUUGCUGUUGUCCUAUCUUGAGGGUCUCUUUGGAGCUGCACGAGCGACCACACUGCAGAAAGCAGAAGCGCUGGUGCGCUGGGAAGGACAAGGAAAAGAGGAAGAUACAGCAGAUAAUGAAAAGAGAAAGGAGAGAGCUAGACAGGUUAUUCAGAUGCUGUGAAGGACCAAACAAAACUGUUCUGUGUUUCUGUUAAUCAGUCAUUUUACACUCAUUCAAGUGAGCAGCCAUUUUUUUAUUUACCUGUAAAUGUGUUAAAAUAACAGCAUUUCAUAAAAUAAACAGAAUUUCUA